Nannizzia gypsea CBS 118893 is the source of this 1599-nucleotide messenger RNA. RefSeq lists its product as hypothetical. The transcript is spliced from 2 exons. The record is from RefSeq and is a predicted model, not a curated record. Gene Ontology annotation, biological process: rRNA base methylation. Bases 1 to 1599 code for a protein of 532 amino acids. Gene Ontology annotation, cellular component: nucleolus. Gene Ontology annotation, molecular function: methyltransferase activity. Lineage: Eukaryota; Fungi; Ascomycota; Eurotiomycetes; Onygenales; Arthrodermataceae.
AUGUCGCUCUACUAUGAAGCUGCAGAUGUUCUCAGUGGGCCCUCUCACACCGGUUCCCUCAAGUCGAGAGUGUAUAGUGGCAAGUGGAAGUCUCCUGCAGCGCAGAUUUAUGCGCUGAUAGUUGAAGUCGCAAAAUAUAAUGAGUGCAUCACGGAGGUAAUUGACAGUGCGGGCAUCCUGGCACACGAGCCAAAGUUAACUCCUAUUCUGUCACUUCUCCUCGUCUAUGACUUUCUGCUGUCUAAAAGAGGCAUCGCAGCGCCAUCGAAUCACCCCCUGCGUCUAGCAGUAGAGCGCCACAAGUCUCGUAUUAAUGCAGAACUUACGAAGCUGCGAAUCCGUCGAGGAUGCGCGUCGAAGGAGGAAUUGAAGCAAAAGCUGCUGCAGGACAAGCAAGCUACGGAGACAUUCUCGCCAAGAUGGAUACGAAUAAAUAAUGCACUGACAAGGCUGGAUCGUGAGAUGGGGAGUACUUUUGCUGGGUAUGGGCCUGUGAGUUCGUUGUCUGAGCUUGCGGAGGCCACGGCGGAUGAGAAGAAGAAGUACUACUUGGACGAACACAUCCCGGACCUUUUGGCGAUCAGCCGUGACAUCGACAUCACUUCCUCACCUGCAUAUAAGGAAGGAAGGCUUAUACUCCAGGACAAAGCCUCUUGUUUUCCUGCCUAUUUGCUACUGGGUGACCAUCCAGAGCAAUGGGAUGGUGAUCUGAUUGAUGGUUGUGCUGCCCCGGGAAACAAAACAACCCAUCUUGCUUCGUUACUCUCUUCUACCGCGAGGAAACAAAAAAAAAGAAUAUUUUCGCUAGAUGCAUCUCGCUCACGGUCCAAGAUUCUACAGACCAUGGUGAAAAAGGCCGGCGCGGAUGACAUGGUGACCGUCAUGCCUGGGCAGGACUUCCUGGCCCUCGACCCGACAGACACUCGAUUCCAGCAUGUUACUGCUCUUUUGCUUGACCCUAGCUGUUCGGGUAGUGGGAUCACAAAACGUGAAGAUGUUCCACAACUCAGCCUGCCCAAGUCAAAGUCUGAACUUGCGUCAACUACUACAUCUGGCUGCAAGGGAGUGAAGAACCGGAAGAGGAAACGCGAGACUCCAGUGGAUGCGUCUUCCACCGCCAACCCUCCAACAACAGGAGAAAAAGAAGAUGGGAGUGAACGGCUGGCGAAGCUUGCUAACCUGCAGAGUCAGAUAGUCGAGCAUGCCUUUAGCUUCCCAGCUGCCACCCGGGUCACUUACAGCACCUGCUCGAUACACCAGGAGGAGAACGAGGACGUAGUUGCUCGUGUGCUAGCCUCAUCGGUUUCUCAACGUCGUGGCUGGAGACUUGAGCUUCGGUCUGAGCAGGCAAGGGGGCUUCAGAAGUGGCAUCACCGCGGGAUACUCUCCGGUGAUUCCUUGGAGAGCUUACCCCUGCUGUCCUCUGAUCAGGUGGAGGCUUGUAUUCGAUGUUGGCCUGCAGGAGAUGAAGGCACCGGGGGGUUCUUUGUAGCUAUCUUUGUGCGGGACGAAAUUGGAGGCGAAGAGGAAGAACAGGAACAAGAAGAAGCUUAUACUGAAGAAUAUGACGACGUUUGGGAAGGUUUUAGUUCUAGCUAA